Molecule: messenger RNA, 3610 nt
Organism: Misgurnus anguillicaudatus (oriental weatherfish)
Lineage: Eukaryota; Metazoa; Chordata; Actinopteri; Cypriniformes; Cobitidae
Source: RefSeq, a predicted model, not a curated record
GACGAUAAGGUAAGUAUUCAACAUGCACCACCACACACACAGCAUAUAUACAGCCGCCAAGAUCUUCUAAUGCUCCCAACACCUCUUCUGACGUUACGUGUUCAAGUCUGGCUACAAUGUUCCCCACAGUACCUCACUUAAAUGGAUCCGCAGGCCUCCCGCUGGAUAUUGUCAAGUCGCGUAGUUAAUUGGUUGGAUGCUCACCGUCUCGGCAGCUCCCGGUGGUCUCCACAGAGGCCUGAUCCUUCCUGGGGUGAGUACAAACAACAAGGACACGGCACAACACUGCAAAAGCUUCAGGUGUACUCACAUCAGAUAAAUCACUCACACGCUGCACAGCACACACUCCAGUGAAUAUUUAGGGUCCGUACUCCUCUCCUGGCUAGACCGGCUCUGGGGGGGGGGAGAUCGCAAUCGCUACACCGAGCGAUGUUCGAACCUGUUUGUAGUAGCUUCGCCACCCAGCGUCAGCACGGUACACGUACUCCGGCUCGCCCACCCGUCACACACACAUGGUGGGGCCGCUAUGAACAGAUAACACUCUUCUUUGGUUAUGUAAGUAUAUAUCACACACUUGUGGUUGAAUGUAACUUACGACUUGUAUAUCGUUAAUCAAUCUAUCUUCUGUUUCCUCUUCUUCCAGGAAAUCCACCAUGAAUCCAACUACACCGGUGUGCCUCGCCCAGACCUUCGUGUAAACACAGACAGUAUUGGGUAUAUCAACUCCCUUGUGAAAAUCCCUUGCUCACCCUCCGUGGACUUUUGACUCUUCCUCUCUCCACAGGUCUCUGAGGCAACUCCAACAAUGCUGUUCUUCCGUACUCGUAGCUCAACCCAGCGUGCACUCACAGCGUCCUUCCCGAUACAACAGCGCACUUCCUGUCUCUUUACUCUCCUCUUUAUACCCCCCCUUCUGGCAUGACUCAACCAAUCACCACUCGCCACGUUGUUUACACAGCUGCGAUUCAUUCCGUGUGAUUUUGGGGAUUCCCGGGGAACCCGGAAGUGCCGGUGUUUGUGAAAUCCGGCCCGGGCGGAACCUCUUCUCUCACUUUGGUUACGCCCUACCGAAUCACUCCGUGACAAUCAUUUCAAAUUACCUGCAUCAUGUGGCCAGCUUCGCUCAUCCAUGUUGUUUAUCAUAUAAGCUAGGCUUCCUCGACUUCAUGCGGCGCUGCAAGAACCGGCAAUCGGAUGAUAUCAAACCGCCGCGAGAAUGAUUUGAGAAAUCAUACAGGAGUCUUCUUAUCAAUCGUUCUCGCAGUACUUUAAAGUCAUCCGCCUGCCGUUCUUGCGGCACCGCAUAAAGUCAAACUCACUUUAUAACUUUGUCUAUUGCUGUCAGUAGUAGGGAUGGGCAUCGAAACCCGGUUCCACUCGAGAACCGGUUCUAAGUUUAACGAACCAUCGGAAUUGUAUGUGCUGAACGUUAACGAGUCCUCUUAUCGAUGCUCCGAGUCCCAGCCAAAUACAGCCGUGCACUCGAGUCGCAAUUGUCCCUUUGUCCUUUAUCGCGCACCAUAGAUAGCACAGCGUCUACGCAUCUGCGUGCCAUCAUGACGUCAAAGCGAUUUGAGCACAGGAGGGAAUUAUGGAGAGAAAGAAGCGAUCCAAAGCUUGGCUUUAUUUCACAAAACGUGACGAAAAUCAUGCCGUUUGCAAUAAUUGCAAGGCGGUGAUUUCGUGUAAGGGUGCAAAUACAAGCAACAUGCUUAAACAUAUGUUAACCCAUGGUACUAAAUUGCAGGAAUGCCGUGUUUUUGAUCCGCUGCGUACAACUGCGCAAGCUAGCAGCACCGUAACCUCCAUUGAACAGGGUAAUGUAAUGUUACACAUCACUGGCGUCUUACAAAUAACAGGCAUAUUGUACGAAAACACUCUACUGUGUUUGUGUACUUAUUCUCGCAAUAUCCAUUUUAGAUGAUAGGCAGGAUGAAAUCAUUAGCUCCCAGUCAACAGGCUGCUCGAGUAACGUUACGAGUGAAGAAAUGCGUUUGCCAUUCACACUCGCUGCUAUGGGAAGAAAACUAAAUGAUGAGAAGGUAAACGAGUGUCACAGAGCAGUAACCAGGUUCGUGGUGAAAGGGUUACACUCAUUCUCAACGGUGGACCAACCAGAUUUUAGGGAGAUGAUCAGGACAAUAAACCCCAGGUAUAAGCCACCUUCAAGGGACUACCUUAGCAACAGUUUGAUCCCUGCAUGGUACCAAGUUGAAAAAGAAAACUUGUUAUCUGCUGUCAAGGAUGUUACAAAGGCAGCCAUCACAGCAGAUGGAUGGACUAGCCUGGCCCAGGACCAUUACCUCACAGUCACACUCCAUUACACCAGACAGGGCACUACUGUAGGGAAAGUCCUUAAAACUAAAGCAGUAUAUGAAGCCCAGACUGGUGAUGCUGUGGCUGAAGAAGUUGAAGCAAUGCUGAAGGAAUUCGAAGUUAGAGAAAAGGUUGUUGCAGCAACAGUGGACAAUGCAGCGAAUAUGGAUGUUGCUGUGAAGAAGAUGCAGGUUUUGAAGAUCAGCUGCUUUGCACACACAUUAAAUCUCGCCGCACAAAAAAUUAACAAAUGCAGCAUCAUUUGCAAUUGGUCUGCAAGAGUACGUGCUAUAGUUGUUUGGAUGAAGAGGUCCCACAUGGCAAAGGUCAUUUUGAAGGAAAAGCAGCAAUUACUGAACCUCACUCAGCACUCACUAAUUGUUGAUGUAAAGACACGAUGGAAUUCUCUUUAUCUGAUGAUUGAGAGGUUCUAUGAGCAGUUCCCUGCUAUUCAAGCAGUAAUAAUGGACCCGCGGAUAAAAAAAAACAAUCUGAGAAGGAAAAGCUGCUUGAGAAACUGCAAAUGGAGGACUUCAGGAAGGCAAAGGAGUUCAUGGAGUUGAUGUCUGUACUCUACACGUCGACACUCUGUGUAUCUAGUGAAAAAAGCCCUACAUGUGGCCAAAUCAUUCCAAUUUUAAAAAAGUUGGAGUCCCACUAUGCAGUCCAGGCCGAAGACUCUGCAUUUGCAAGAAACAUUAAGGAGAAAAUCUGGACUGACCUUUCAGCACGUUACCAGGUUUCUUUACAGAUACUCAUUAAUUUCCAGUCUUCAUGUGAAUGACUCACCGUUGUCCUUUCUUACAUUUUUUAUUAAGAAUGAAAAUGUCCAUAACUUCCUGGAAGAAGCAACGGUGAUGGACCCUAGGUUCAAGUUGAAAAUAGACAGUGAUGCCAUUUGGGACAGGCUGAGGUCUGCAGCAAUUGUAGCAGCCACACCCAGAGAGACAGAAAAGCAGUCAGAGCAGGAAGACAACAUACCGAGUCUAGGACAAUCUCAGGAGGUGGAAGAGAAGCAACAGGAGGAGGUAGAAAACUAUACACCACAUAUAAAACACCCCAGGAAGACAGCCUUGGAGAAGCUGUUUGCGGAGGAGGAGCAUGAUUUACAAACAGCCCCACAACAGACUCUGACAUUUUGUGAACGACUGGACCGAGAAAUACUGAUGUACAGAGCCAUACCUUCCAUCUCUGUAUCAGCGGAUGCUACUCUUUGGUGGUGGCAGAAGAGGGACACGAUGCCUCUUUUGGCUGAUCUUGCCCAAACAUAUCUGUGUGUUCAGGCAUCUUCUAC